AUGGAUUCAAAACUCCUAAAGUCAAUCCUACCAAGCAGUACGAAGUUCCCGGAGUGGUACGGUCUUCCAAAGGACCAUAAGCAGAACUUACCAUUGCGACCCGUGGUAGCAGCGUGCGACAGCCCAACGACUGGAGUAUCUAUUGUAUUGGAGCGCAUCCUACAGCAGCUCAUUCAAUUUGUCCCAGCCCACCUGGCUAACACGACGGAAGCAAUAACCCACAUCUGUGACGCAUGUCCGGGAUUGAACGCCCCCGAUGGCACCAUUGUUAUGUCCAUGGAUGUAGUCGGGUUAUAUCCGAGCAUACCUAUUCGGGAGGGCGUUCAGGCAGUGGUGGAUAUGCUGCAGCAGUAUUCCCAGCGGAUCGACAUGUUUGGGCUGAGUGUGAGCGGGGUACGGAAUCUGCUGCUGUUUGUUCUCAGCCACAACUAUUUCAGAUUCGGCCAUCAGAUCUAUCGCCAAGUGGACGGGGUUGCAAUGGGUAACAAUCUUGCACCCCCAUUUGCGAUUCUAUUCAUGCAUACGGUUGAGGCCAGGCUUCUGCAGGAUUCUCCGUUAGUACCGCUCCUCUACAAACGCUACAUCGACGAUAUCCUGCUGCUAUGGACCCACGGCAGAGAGAGCUUGAUGCGGUUUGUGCAGCAUUUCAACUGUGCACACCCAAGUAUCAACUUCACAUAUGAGCUCAGCGAGAAUGGCAGGACACCAUUGGACGAGGCGAGAUUAUGGGAACGUCAUGCGGUUGUAGAGCUAUUGGAGAAGACCACUCCAAAGCCAUCAUGA
Sycon ciliatum is the source of this 783-nucleotide messenger RNA. RefSeq lists its product as uncharacterized. The record is from RefSeq and is a predicted model, not a curated record. Bases 1 to 783 code for a protein of 260 amino acids. The transcript is spliced from 2 exons. NCBI's taxonomy places the organism in Eukaryota, Metazoa, Porifera, Calcarea, Leucosolenida, Sycettidae.